UGGAGGCAAAGAGGAGAUGGCUGCUGCUGUGGAUGGGUCGGCCCUGCUCUGGUUAGCUCUGCUGUUCUUCUCUCCUGAUGAGAUGCUAACAGCCCCUCAGAAAACGGUGAUCACCUUGAGCCCCCCGUGGAACAGAAUCUUUGAAGGAGAAAGUGUGACUCUUACAUGUAGUAAGAACAAUCACACUUCAGACAGCUCUACUAAGUGGUUUCACAAUGACACCAACUCUGCAACAACCACUUCAAAGUAUACCAUUGUAAAUGCCACACUUCAAGACAGUGGGAAGUAUGAAUGUCAGUACCAAAAUUUGAGGAGGAGUCAACCCGUACACCUGGAAGUGUGCAAGAACUGGCUGCUCCUUCAAACUUCUGCGGAGAUGGUGCCAGAGGGCGAGUCCCUAUCCCUGAGGUGUCAUGGUUGGAAGAAUGUGACCAUCUACAAGCCAAUCUACUACAAGGAUGGCCAGGCUUUCAAGUACUGUUAUGAGAACAGUGUCUCCAUUACCAUUGCGACUAUGGGACUUCCUAACAGUGGUACUUAUCAUUGCUCUGGAUUUUUUAGCCCCAAGCACUGGGAGGAGGAUUAUAGAUAUUAUUCUGAGCCCCUCAUGAUUACUGUCCAAAAAGCUCAUCCAAGCAAGUAUAUCUGGCUGCAGCUCACUAUCCCUCUGUUGGUGAUGAUUCUGCUUCUGGUAGAUACCUGGUUAUAUGUCUCCACUGGUGAGCAGUUCAAAUCUUUCUUGAAGAGGAAACCCCUGAGAAAGGCAACAAACUGUGAGACUCACAUCCUGUAGCAGACCUCCAAAGGAAUGAUGCUGUUGUCUAAGAAGCAGUUUGCAACAGUCUUUUUUUUUUUUUUUUUUUUUUAACAGCAUAAAGAAUUGCUUUUCAUUUCUCCAACACAGCUCUCAAAAUACGUGGAAAAAAAUCUGUGGUCAAGGAUUUAUAGAACUCCCUCACUAAAUCAAAUGUGACUGGUUAUGUGGCAUGUAAUAC
Octodon degus (degu) is the source of this 995-nucleotide messenger RNA. RefSeq names its product Fc fragment of IgE receptor Ia (gene Fcer1a). Lineage: Eukaryota; Metazoa; Chordata; Mammalia; Rodentia; Octodontidae. The record is from RefSeq and is a predicted model, not a curated record. Bases 17 to 793 code for a protein of 258 amino acids. Gene Ontology annotation, molecular function: transmembrane signaling receptor activity. Gene Ontology annotation, biological process: cell surface receptor signaling pathway. The transcript is spliced from 5 exons.